AUGGCAGCCACGCGUCUGCCUUAUUUCCGCAUGGCCCUGGCUGGUGAACUCUCACAAAAGACGAAAGCAUUGCAUCGGCAGUACGGCAAAGUAGUUCGCAUUGCGCCCGAUGAGCUUUCUUUUAUAGACGGUGAGGCCUGGAAGGCAAUCUAUGGCACACGUGUCGGUCAUGGCCAGAAGCCUAAAGAUAUCCGAUUUUAUUUACCACCCGUAGGAGGAGAUCCCGGCAUCAUCGAAGCUAAUGAUGCCGACCAUUCCCGCUUUCGACGUUUGUUGUCGCACGCAUUCUCUGAUAGCUCACUUCGUGGUCAGGAACCUAUAAUCAAGGGCUACGUUGAUCUUUUGAUGCAGCGCCUACAUGAGAAUAUCAAGGGUGGCAUAGGGACCGUGAGCCUCGAAACCUGGUAUAACUUCACAACCUUCGAUAUUAUCGGAGACCUAGCUUUUGGGGAGUCAUUUGACUGCCUCAAGAAUUCAAAGUAUCAUCAAUGGGUAUCUCUCAUUGUAAGCACGGUUAAGUAUAGUGCCUACUCAAAUGUGGCUCUGCGCUUCCCUGGAUCGAAAUACAUCAUCCCAUACAUCACUCCUAAGCAGAUCAUCUCACAGAGUAUUGUACACAAAGCCCUUACUGAGGAAAAGGUCCGGGGUCGGUUGGCAAAAUCAAACGAAAGACCUGAUUUCUUUAGCAAUAUCUUGAAGCAUCAACACACCGAGAGAGAACUCAGCUUCCCAGAAAUGGUCUCCAAUGCUAGUUCGUUGAUCAUCGCCGGCUCUGAAACGACUUCAACUUUGCUCUCUGGGGCGACUUAUCUGCUACUGAGAAACCCACGCGUGCUAGCAAAGCUCCAAGAUGAGAUAAGAUCAAGGUUUACAAGGGAGGGAGAGAUCACCUUUGAAUCCUGUAAUAAACUGAAGUAUUGUUUGGCAGUUCUCACUGAGACUCUUCGCAUUUAUCCUCCCAUUCCAGCUGGAUUACCUCGCAUUGUCGAUGCUCAAGGUGAUAUGAUUGCUGGAAAUUGGAGCAUUGUUUCCAUCUCUCAUUUAGCUGCCAGUCACUUCCCUGCCAAUUUCACCGACGCCGAGCAGUUCAUCCCAGAGCGUCAUUUAGAUGACCCUCGCUUUGCAAAUGACAGUAAAACUGCAAUGCAACCGUUUAGUUUCGGCCCCAGGAACUGUAUCGGACGCAAUCUGGCAUACGUCGAAAUGCGUCUGAUUCUCGCUCGCAUGAUCUUCAAUUUCGAUAUGGAGCUAGAUAAGCCUGAACAAGACUGGAUGGAUCAACAGGAUUACUUUAUAUGGAUUAAGCCAAAGCUGAUGAUUAAACUGAAGCCGAGAGUUCAUCUCUAA
Molecule: messenger RNA, 1347 nt
Organism: Penicillium digitatum Pd1
Lineage: Eukaryota; Fungi; Ascomycota; Eurotiomycetes; Eurotiales; Aspergillaceae
Product: cytochrome P450
Molecular function (GO): monooxygenase activity; oxidoreductase activity, acting on paired donors, with incorporation or reduction of molecular oxygen; iron ion binding
Source: RefSeq, a predicted model, not a curated record